AUGCGAUUGUUAGAGUUUUUGGUACUCGAGAAAGUCGCUGGGUUAUUUGAGAAGACAUGUCCGUUGGUCGAUAGUCAGUGCAGAAAUGAUUGUAUUGCGGCGUUGGAAGAGCAGCUAAAGCCGAGAAAAAGUGAAUGCUGGAAGCCCCACGACCCAUGCGAAGAAUUGCCAGAUGAGUGCUUCACCAGCUCGCUGAACAAAGAAGCUUGUGAAAUCCCCUUGAAAAACGUCCAUCAAGUGUCGAAGGGUGACUUUGCCAACCGAACAUGCAUUCAAGGAGAAAGUAGCUGGACAAUUUGCGAAGUGAGCAAGAAGAGAUCUUCUCAGUCGACUUCAUGUCGCCUUUCAAAAGAACUCAAAGACCUGGGAAUUAAACGGCCCGCGAAGAACUUCACUUUUACGUGUGAAAUGUGCUACAUGUCCGACCCCAAAUACCUCAACAACCUUCAAAAGGACGCCGCUCUUGCCCUGAUCCACGACCCACGAAUUGGGAAUUGCCGGACAAUGCCAAAAGACGCUGGUCAUCUCUUCAAACGCCCACAUUUCAAAAUGAGCGUCAGCGUUAAGGAGGACCAUCUUUGCAUCGGCUCAAGGGACUUUUCUCGUCGAUUUCCGUGCAAUUUCACGAGUGGGAGAAAGCGAACAAGUGCAUGUGCUUAUUCGAUAUUUUUGGGAGGAUUUGGAGUUGAUCGAUUUUACUUGGGUCAUUGGAAGAGUGGCGUCGGAAAAUUGCUGAGUUUCGGGGGACUGGGAGUUUGGACUGUUGUUGAUAUUUUAUUAGUCUGUUCUGGAUACAUCGGUCCUGCUGACGGGACUCUCUAUGACAUGUAA
Oikopleura dioica is the source of this 831-nucleotide messenger RNA. The record is from the annotation of a GenBank genome assembly. NCBI's taxonomy places the organism in Eukaryota, Metazoa, Chordata, Appendicularia, Copelata, Oikopleuridae.